This is a messenger RNA of Hirsutella rhossiliensis, 1287 nucleotides long. Its product is annotated as retrotransposon gag protein. Bases 1 to 1287 code for a protein of 428 amino acids. The record is from RefSeq and is a predicted model, not a curated record. Lineage: Eukaryota; Fungi; Ascomycota; Sordariomycetes; Hypocreales; Ophiocordycipitaceae. The transcript has 3 exons.
AUGCCUGCACAGCAAACUGGAUCAACCAACUCGGGACACCGUGUCGCCGCAGGACAUGAUGCGCGAAAUCAUCAGCCUUCGACAGGAGGUCCAACCAGGACCAUUCGACGGUACUCAUGGCACGCUUCGAGACUUUCUCACCCAACUCAAAGCCUACCACCGAUUCUAUCCGACCAAGCUCUCGGACCCAGUCGAAAAGGUACUCCACGCAGGAAAUUGUUUAUCUGGAACGGCACUCGCCUGGUUUGGACCCAUCAUGAGGACUUUCUCGACAACCAACCAGCGCGACGAGACAACGAGACAGACGAAGUCUUUGCCAGUUUCCAAGGAUUCGAAGAAGCCAUUACGAAGGUAUUCGGAACAACCGACGAGGAACGAGAGGCCGAACAGAAACUUCGAGAACUCCGACAAAGGAUCUCAGCAUCGGAUUAUGCUGCGAAGUUCCGUCAAGUCACCUCAAAGCUUGAUUGGGACGACGAACCUCUUAUGUCACGAUUCUACGACGGGCUUAAAGAAGAAGUCAAGGACGAGCUCUACAAGGAAAAUCGACCUGACAACCUCUCGGACUACAUUGCUAUGGCAGUACGAAUCGACGACAGACAGUAUGCGCGACGCCAAGAAAGAAACAAGGAAGAGGAAACUGGAACCCUUCCUAUGGGAACAACUUUAACCGACGCGCCAACUACAAGAAGAAGCGCGAAACUCCCAUUGCUUACGCCCACACAACUAACCCAGGCAAAAUGGACCUGGAUGCAACAAAGAAGGGCGAAGGAAAAUGCUUCAACUGCGGGAAAGUUGGACAUUUCUCACGAAAUUGCAAGCAACCUCGCAAGGAGAAGAAAGUUCACUGGGCCCCAGCCCCAGAAGUUGGACUGCAUGCUACGACGACAAAUGCACGGUACACCUAAGCGACAAAACGGUACCGGAUGGUUCCAAAGCCACCAAAGAAAACCCUUGCAAUGGUGCAACGAAGAGAUCCCACAACACAGAAACAAGUCAAAUUCGCAGAACCAGAAUACCCCUAUCCUGAAGGAGUCUCACAAGACUGGAUCAGGAAGAACGGCAAACGAUUCCAGGAAGACAUGCGAAAUAAGGAUCGACAACAACGACGGGCAGUCUAUAAACAACAUAACAAAGAAGAUACGGACGCAGCCCUUAUGCUCACGAAACUCGGACAACAACCCGAAGAGGAACAACGAAGUUUCGACGACACAAGCUCUGAAGAACAAGACACGCUACAAGAAACAGAAGACGAGGAUGAACUCGCACCACCACCCUCACUACUAA